Molecule: messenger RNA, 1578 nt
Organism: Amoebophrya sp. A25
Lineage: Eukaryota; Dinophyceae; Syndiniales; Amoebophryaceae
Source: the annotation of a GenBank genome assembly
GAUACUAUUCGUGAUCGCGAAAUCUUCAAAACUUUUUACCGCCUCCAGAGAUGAAGCAGUUGCUGAAGUAGCUCGAUUUUCUUAGUUUUUCUGGUAUUCUCCUUACUCGAACUUGUGUCGUGGUCCCCGCCGGGAAUGAUAUAGGACUUCGAAGUCGAAAAGAAUAACAAGACAGAUGAGCAGUCGAAUCUGAUUCCUUCUUGUAUUUAUCGUUUUGGUCGUCGCGAAAUGUAGUAGUUGGCUCGAUUGAUUCGUCAAACGUAUGAAAUCGUCGAUGUUACGAGGAAGUCUCAACUGCCGACAGGUUACAAUCUCGUUGUGACGCAAAUUCGGGAUGCUGGAUGCGUUCUCGACAUUGACACGAAAUCUGAAAAUAACCGGUUUGCUGACUGAAAUAAGGGAGGUAAGUAGCUUUGACAGGGCUACUCUUCCUUGUUCAGUAUCUCGCUUAUUUUCAAGAGUUGCUCGCUUAUUUCAGUUUUUCGACGAAGCAUGUCACUAGGCACAGUAUUAAUCAAAUAGGUAGUACAACUACAACUAGUAAAGCAAUAUUAAAGAUCGUCAGGUACUAGCACUGACGGCGCCCAUUUCGAUCGUAGCAGAGCAAAAAAAUGAGUCCUUCUACCCCUUCCUCACCGAGCCGUCGGCUCGACACUUCGUCGCACGGCCCAAGAAUACAGGUUCAUCGAGCAGUGCGCGUUCAUCUCGGGACGAGACACAACGAUAACAACUUCUAUAGACAUGAUAAUCCGAGCAUCAUCCAUCACAAGAACUCCUCUUUCCCGAGGACUACAAGCACGAGCAGUUCUUCAUCUUUUACCACUACUUCUACUUUCCUAGACCACGCCGCCAAGCUUCCCGGCGUCCGCCACGUGUCCUCGUUCCUGGACACCGUAGUCACCAGUUUCCUGAAUCAAGGGACGAAAGACGGAGAACCGCCUACAGGGAGAACCGCCAGAGGUUGUCCUUUGUCCAUGAUGGGCCAAGGAACCGCUUCCAAGAAGGACGAUCUACAGCAAGCCUUAAAGCAUGCGACGAUAGCAAGAGACUUCGCAGACUCAUUCAAGGACACCACAUUCACAGCUGGCGCAGGGACACCGCAGGAACACAUUCAACAUAUCUAUUCUUAUGUUCCCGAGGAGUCAUUUUUGGGCUUGAGAAAGCGAUUGGCUAAGGGUGGAGAUGCCUAAGUGUAGUUCCUUGUACUCUUCUUGUUGAUUCUAAUAUAUUCUGUAUGUAUGGUUCUGGUAUUUGGUUACCUGAAUUUGAUCCUAAGGGUUCUCUUCUUGUUUUCCCUUAUGAUCAAACUCAGGCUAUACCAAAAAUACCGGAACCAUUCAUACUUUUGAUUCGUUUCAGAGUCAGCGUCAUGAACGAGAAUAGAUGCUGCUACUUGAGUAUCAUUAUCGAUUACGCAGUGUCUCUUACUCUUACAUAGUACAACUAGUACCCCAACAUCACAUAUGACCGUGUGCAUGUUUCCUCUAAUCUCAAGUAGCAGCUGAUAGGGCGGCGAGCGAAUUGCAUAAGGGAAUCGAGCUGUUGCAAGGCGAGUUGAAUGGUUUGCGACCAAGAUGA